Molecule: messenger RNA, 2519 nt
Organism: Cuscuta europaea
Lineage: Eukaryota; Viridiplantae; Streptophyta; Magnoliopsida; Solanales; Convolvulaceae
Source: the annotation of a GenBank genome assembly
GUUCAAGUGACGUUAACUUUAGUGCCUCUGCAGCAAUUUCUCAAUCAUUUGAUGUUAAUACAAUGCAAGUUUCUCCGGGAUCCACUAUGUACUGGACACCUGUUUGUGACCCUGCUUUUAAACCGCAUGUUGGUAUGUUGUUCAAUAACUUAAAUGAUGGUAUGCGUUUUUAUGAUCAAUAUGCAUCAAUUUGUGGUUUUGAAUCACGUAAAAGCAGUCAACAUAGGGCUCGUGAUGGUGUUAUUGUGUGGAAACAUAUGGUGUGUAAUAGACAGGGUUUCAAAAACGUAACUAAAGCUAAGACGGUUGCAUCUAAGAGUGAUUCUUGCAAGAAUGCGGAUUUAGAUAAUCAGUUGAGCACUGAAAAUGAAGACUUCACUGCUGCAACUGAAUUAUGUGAAUCUGAUGGAUCUGCAAAUGAAGACCAACCUGACGUUGAAGAUUUACCAACUCCGGGUGUAUGUGUUGAUGAUGAAGACAAAAAAAGACUCACAGUUUCUAAUAGGUGUGAUUGCAAAGCACGUGUGGUGUUUAGGCUUGCAUGCAUGAAUGGAUACAAAAUUACAUUCUUCGAGGAGAGGCAUAAUCAUUCCAUGUCUUCCGCUUCUUCGAUGCCAUUCUUAAAAGUUAAUAGGAAACUUGACAUUGGUCAUCAAUUUUUUUUUGGAUUGUGCUAAAGCAAACAUUGGUACAAUGAAAUGCUACCGAUUGUAUAAGGAAACUGUUGGGGGUUAUGCCAAUAUUGGUGCUACGUCCGUGGAUUUUAAAAAUUUUAAACGUGACUUGAAGGCUUAUUUAGUUGGCGUGGAUGCCCAAAUGUUGAUAGAUAAGCUAUUUAGAAAGAAAAAGAUCUGUUCAGCCUUUUCAUUUGAGUAUGAUGUUGAUGAGAGUGACCAGUUGACACGCAUUUUUUGGGCGGAUCCAGUGUGCAUAAAGAACUAUGCUUUAUUCGGGGAUGUUGUUUCUUUUGAUGCUACAUAUGAGACAAACAGGUAUAACAUGGUUUUUGCCCCUUUCACUGGCGUUGAUAAUCAUAAAAAGUGCAUUACUUUUGGCGUGGGUUUGUUGUUGAAAGAGGAUGUGGAAUCUUAUACUUGGUUGUUUCGUUGUUUUUUAAAUGCAAUGGGACGGGAACCUGAGUGCAUCAUAAAAAAUCAAGACCCAUCCAUGAAAAUUGCUAUUCCACAUGUCUUCUCUACAACAUGUCACAGAUUUUGCAUGUGGCAUAUAAUGUCCAAGGUGAGUUCGAAAGUUGGUCCGGUUUUGAGUAAAGACUCAAAUUUUAUGAAGGAAUUGAAUUCUAUUGUCUGGAGUCAUUAUUUGCAGCCAACUGAAUUUGAGAUGAGAUGGGCUAAUAUAAUGAGAGAAUAUGACCUACUUGAUCAUAAUUGGUUCUCGCACAUGUUUGAGAUCAGGAGGUUGUGGGUUCCUGCUUAUUUUGGUGAUCUUUUCAUGGCGGGUUUACUUAGGACUACAUCACGUUCUGAAAGUGAAAAUAAUUUUUUCAAUGAAUUCACAAAUCCUAAUUUCAGUUUGGUUGAGUUUUUUAUGCAGUUUGAGAGUGCAAUGGAUUCUCAACGACAUAAGAGUGCACAAUUGACCAAAGUUUCUGAGUCCUCCAUCCCCGAGUACAAGACUCCAUUACACAUUGAAAGAUAUGCUUCCUCUGUUAAUAAUCAUUCAAUUUUUUAUCUCGUUCAGAAGGAAAUAUGUUACGCCUGUUUUUCUUGUGCCGUCCUUAGUCUCCAGCAUGAGGGUUGUGUUUUUACGUAUGUCAUAUCAGAUGAACGAGCUUUACAUUUCACAGUUGUGCACAAUACGAGUGACGGUACUACACUUUGCUCUUGUAAACAUUUUGAAAGGAUUGGCAUAUUGUGUCGUCACAUUUUUUUUGUGUUGAAAGAUAAAAAGGUCAACGCAAUUCCAGAUAGAUAUGUGCUACGUCGAUGGUGCAAAGAUUCAAUUCUAAAGCCCCUUAAUGCUUUUGAAGAUGGUGUUUUUCAACAGUGUGUUGGCACUGAAGAACAAACAGUAGCUAUGAAGACAUUGUGGUCUGAUAUUCAUUUUUGUGUUGGAAUGAUUGAGUAUCAACCUCACUUGUUUCAGCAGUUUUCAGAUGCCAUUAAAGUGCAAAAGGAAUUAUUGUCUAGCUCUCAACCAAGUAUUGCAGCAGCAACUUCAAAAAGUGAUGUUAUCAAAGGUUUUUAUGGGUCGCCUAUUCCUACACAACUUAGCGUGCAUCCACCUCAGCAGGCUCGAAAUAAGGGUUGUGGUAAGAGGAUUAAAGGUGGCAAGGAGAAAGCAAUUGAAGUGAGCCAGAAGACUAAGAGAUUAUGUAGAACAUGUAAUCAAAAAGGGUAUCAUGACAGUAGGAAUUGUCCUUUAAACUCUGAUGAAUGACCAUUCUUUUAGUAAUUGUAAUUUGAACUCAUACGAAUGAUUAUUCUUUUUAAUUUAUUGUUGCAAUUCUUUGUUUUGGUUUUACAUUACCAAAUAUUAUAAAUUAGUACCCAUUGAUA